AUGCUCCACACGCGGUCCGUAUCCGACCCGCCGCUGAGUCCGACGACACUCGGCCCCAUGGAGUCGUUCGCCUCGUUCAAUCGACCGACGACGCCUUCACCUGCGGCACCACACAAUGCCCAGGCCUACAUGAAGAGGGCUCUUCCGCCUCUGCCUCCUCCUUCGUUCAACGGGGGAGCCAUUCCACCGCCUCUCAACAUCAGGAAGAGCAAGCCACCUUCCCUUCCAUUGGCACCAAGCGCGCCGUCGUCUCGCCCGGUAUCAAAUGAAGCACCACCACGUCGUGAGGUUCGAAGCGUCUCGCCUCUUCCCGCUCCCAGCACACCCGUCAAGGGCGCUAAUCCUCUUCACCUUUCGACCAUCUCGAGCAACAACUCCAGCCCUGUGCACACCCUCAAGCCGCGGAAAUCCAAGAAGGUUCUGCAGCUUAUGGGGCUUGACGUUGACGUUAUGAAUGCUGUUGGUGUUGCUCCUCCGGAGCCCAAGAGAGAGCCCGUUCUUAGAAGCAGUCGAAGCCUUGAGCGAGCACCAAAUCUGAACGCCACAACUCUGCUGCAUCUUCCAGAGGAAAGUUUGAUUCCUGUAUUGGAGGAUGAUGACGGCAGGGACAGCAUGUCCAGCAAGAAGAGCUCUUGGGGGCCAGGAUCGCCGCAUUCUGCUUCCAGAGUACCGCUGAGUUCUAAACAGUCUGUCCGACGCCGCCGCAGUGCCCGAAUCUUUGACCAAGACGACACUGGGCAUCUGGCCAUUCAAGAAACCUUGUCCAACUUGGAUCUGAAUGAUGACGAUGACGAAGAAUUACUAAGCGAAGAGGACAUGACAAUGGAAGAGUACCACAAGUUUGCUUCUGAGCUUGCCCACUCCUCUGCGAGAAAGCCUAGCCACGAAGAGUCGCGGCCUACCACGGCGACUCAGGGCAGGCGGUCGUCCAUCUUGAGCUUGGCCCACGGUCGCCUCCGGCGGAAGCCAACCAGUGCUUCGGAAUCUCGCCACGGGCACGGGAGACUGGGAAGCAGCAGCUCUGCUGAACAUCCAGCCCAGGCCCCGGCUCCUGCAGCGCCCGAGGAAGACGCCGUGCCUAAGAGCGGAUGGGAUAGCGAUUCAGACAGCGAGGAUGAUCGCACAAGCAGGAGCAUUUGGCCCAGGGGCCGCUCUUCCAACAACAACAACAACAAGGGGAGAGACUCGCCAGCCAGCAUGACGCGCCAUGAUGACGAUCAGCGCGGAUCGCGAGGAUGGGCCAAGGGAGGCUUGUUGAACGUUGGCAAGAGGCGAAAAGACCAGCAGCAAGGCCAGCGAGACUUUGGCGGCGUGGACGAGAGAAGCUUUGCGUAG
Molecule: messenger RNA, 1335 nt
Organism: Trichoderma gamsii
Lineage: Eukaryota; Fungi; Ascomycota; Sordariomycetes; Hypocreales; Hypocreaceae
Exons: 1
Coding region: 1-1335 (444 amino acids)
Source: RefSeq, a predicted model, not a curated record